CCCUGCGGAGCGCUGCGCCGGGCCGGGCUCCGCCGCGCCGCCGAGCGGAGCGAUGGGCAACACGGUGCACAAGACCCUGGCAGACACAAGCCACCAGACCCGCUCAGUCUCCAGCCGCCCCUACUACAGUUUGCCCAACAGCAGCCAUGAGAGACGUUCGGUUCUCACCGUCACGGAGCCGCCGCGUUUCCACUCCCAAGCCAAAGGCAAGAACGUGCGCCUGGACGCUCACUCCCGCAAGGCCACGCGGAGGAACAGUUUCUGCAAUGGGGUCACCUUCACCAACCGGCCCAUCCAUCUCUACGAGAAGGUCAGGCUGAAGCUGGUGGCUGUGCACCACGGCUGGAGUGGGGCCCUGCGCUUUGGCUUCACCAUUCACGACCCAUCGCAGAUGAGCUCUGAGGAGAUACCAAAGUACGCCUGUCCGGACCUGGUGACCCGACCUGGAUACUGGGCCAAAGCUUUGCCAGAGAGGUUUGCUGUGAGAGACAAUAUCUUGGCCUUCUGGGUUGACCGUCAUGGGAGAGUCUUCUAUAGUAUUAAUGAUGAGGAGCCAAUAUUGUUUCACUGUGGUAUUAAAGUUUCUGGUCCUCUCUGGGCACUCAUAGACGUCUAUGGAAUUACCCAUGAAGUGCAAAUACUAGACAGCAUGUUUGCAGAGACCAUGACCACUGCCCGGCUCAGCAGUGCCCGGCUCAGCACUUGCCUUCCGCAGAGCAACCAUGAUUCUGCCAACUUCAAUAACAACGAACUGGAGAAUAACCAAGUGGUAGCCAAAAUUGCAAACCUAAACCUAAGCCGGGUUCCAGGGCUUGCGACAGACAACCACAUCAUCCCCUGUUGCCCAAACCGACGGCAGCGUGCCCAGGGGGUCCCAGCCUUCCUGGACACUGACCUGCGAUUCCACCCCACUCGUGGACCUGACAUCACAUUUUCUCAGGACCGGAUGGUUGCCUGUACCAACUGGCAAGAAAGCAAUAGGACUUUGGUGUUUUCUGACCGACCUUUGCACAUUGGUGAAAGCCUCUUUGUGGAAGUAGGACAUCUUGGGUUGCCAUAUUAUGGGGCCCUUUCGUUUGGCAUCACUUCUUGUGAUCCGAGUACUUUACGGACAAACGAGCUCCCAGCAGAUCCAGACUUUCUCUUGGACCGCAAGGAAUACUGGGUGGUUUACCGAGCGUUCCCGGUCCUCAACAGUGGUGACAUUCUCAGUUUCAUGGUCUUGCCGAAUGGAGAGGUGCACCACGGGGUGAAUGGAGCCAGCCGAGGAAUGCUCAUGUGCGUGGACACCUCACAGUCUCUCUGGGUGUUUUUUACAAUCCACGGUGUAAUCAACCAGCUCAAAAUACUGGGCACUGUGCAGUCCAGCCCAGUGACCGUCUCUCCCUCAGGAUCCCCCGGUGGUUCGCAGUACGACAGUGACUCGGACAUGGCCUUCAGCGUCAACAGGUCGUCGUCUGCUUCGGAGUCGUCGCUCGUGACUGCUCCCAGCUCCCCUCUGAGCCCCCCCAUCUCUCCUGUCUUCCCCCCUCCAGAGCCAUCAAGCAGCAAGAAUGGGGAAUGCACCGUCUGCUUUGACAGCGAGGUGGACACAGUGAUCUACACCUGCGGACACAUGUGCCUCUGCAACACCUGUGGUCUUAAGCUGAAGAAGCAGCUCAACGCCUGCUGCCCAAUCUGCCGACGGGUCAUCAAAGAUGUUAUUAAAAUAUACCGUCCCUAGCGCCCGGCUGGGGCUGCAGGAAGGGGGAACGCCGCUAGCAGUAACCAUGCCUUUCCGUCCCUGCUUAUGGGUUAUCGUGCUGGUCAGUCGUUAUCAAGUGGCUCGUUAUCUGUGUUUCCUUAUUUGACUGGUAGGGCACAAUUCAGGGAUAAAUUGAGCUGAGGAUCAUUUGGGGCCCAAAGGCACGGCUGCCGUGCCAGCCAGGCUGUGUGCCCGUGGGCGAAUCCAGGGAAUCCCGGUCUGGACCUGACCCAGAUGCAAAUGAGAAAUUUCCUGUGCAAAGGCUCGUUUUUUCCUCCUCCUCCUGCAGAGGAGGCUCGCUGUGGUGCAGGCUGGGAAAGGGAGGUUGCCACUUGGUCACUGCCAGGUGCCACCGGGCUUCCCGACCCCUGCUGCUGGGUGCUCGCACUGUGGCGGAACAAAAUUAAGACAAGGCCCAGUUGGGGAGGGUUCAAAGUGGACAAAACUGAUUUGGAAAUGUCGUGUUCAUCUGUGAAAGGGGAACUAGCUAAGGCCAAAAUAGUAGCACAGCCAGAUUCUCACUUGUUUGGGUUCCAGGCUUCUGGGGCAUGUGGAGAAGCUGGUCUGGUAUUAGAUAAAGCAGCUUUUACUUUUUGUGGCAGAGCAGGGACUUUGAGCUAGGUAAGCUGAGACCUGGGGAGCAGCCAUGGGGUGGCAGUGAGGAGCAUGAGGCCACCGCGAGCCCCAGCCACCCCCACGGCUGCUGCAGCGGUGGUGGAGCAGCAGCGAUGGGCUGUGCAGGCUGCUGAAGCCAUGAAUUGCAGCCUGUGGAUGAGAGGGGCGUUUGGAUGGGCACACACAGUCCUGGCUUAGAGAAAGCACAGGGCUGCAGCCAUCUGCAGGGAUGGUGUCUAACACCUCCAGGCACACGUGCCUGCAUUUUGCUCUGCUCCUCUUUGCAGGUAGUGGAGCUGCCAUCUCACCCUGUCCUGCCUGGCUUGAGCCCUUUCCCAGCAGCCAGGGCUCAGCCUUCCUCCUGCCCCACCACUGGGACAUUUGGAGCCUGUAGUGAUUUCAGACCCAGUCCCAGCAGGCUCACUUUUUUUCUGAGGACUGUGUAUGUGCUAAUUUUACCUGCUCUUUCUGCCUUUCCAGGUUUACCUGUACAGCUACCAGCUGCCUAGACACUGAAUCCCAACAGUAGAUAAGAUCUUUUUGAGAUGAAGAUCUCACUUGUCUUUAUCUGGGAGGAGGAAAGAAAGGCUAUUGGGACUUCAAAGGUAAAUGGGUUUUAGCUGUGGUGUUAGCUACAAGCAGCAGCAACCCCCAUGAGCUGGGCAGCAUCUGAGCAUGCAGCCUUGGGGCUGGUGCAAGGAGCUUGGUGUCCUGCUCCCUGCUGCUCCCUCUGCAGCUGCCCUCAAUUCUCCAUCCUCUGCCCACCCCCAGUGGGCUUCUAUCCAGUCCUUCACCUUGAGCCUGGCCAGCUUCCAGCUGGUCCAGGUUAGUAAAGAGAGAAAAAGAGAGGAUGCAAAUGGGAGAAUGAGAGCGGGGCUGGUAUCAUGCUAGCGCAGUGACCGUGUGCCACCAAGAGGGUAAGAACAGCUUUUUACAGAAAGGUGCAAUGACUGUAUUUUAGUCCAAAAAAGAAAAAAAACUGAGCAACCUCUGAACGUUUUGGGGCUUCUAGGCACAGAGGGGAGCCUGACCUUGCCAGUGUCACCUCACCUCACCAUCGGCUCUCCCCUCCGAGGUGCCAGUAGCUGUGGGUGCUCUGCUGCCUCCCUCGGUGCCAGAGCCCGGGCGGUGUUUUGGUGGCGGCGCGGCCCUUGGUACCGCCCGGCACGGAGCCGUCCUGGCCCCGCUCUGCGUCAGGGAGAGCUCAUCCUCCUGCUGCAGCAGGCUGGAGCUGAGCAGGCAGGAAGAAAACCUUUUUUUUUUUUUUUUUCUUCUUUUCCUUGAAGAGCUAACUAACAUUUUAAUUAAGUGUCUAAAUGAGAAGCUGCUGUAGAGUGAGAUCUCUCACCCGUUGCCCUGCUGCACUGGCAGGAGAGCCUGCUGGCUUUGCAGAGCUCGUUUUUGGAACCUCGGCUCAUGCCUCUGGCUGUGCCACUGCUGACUGUGCUCAGCCCUCAGCAGAGCCACUGGCACGGCGACUGUGGCACGAGUUCACCUACACCUUUGCAAAAGGAGACAGCAAGGGCAGGUUUCCAGCAGCUGGAGCCUUGCCCAGACCCCCGGGCUGCCCUCUGCCCAGGGACCGCAGAUGGUGCCUUCACAGAGACCUCCCUGGUCCCACGUUUGCAGACCAGGGUCCAGCUGCGGUCAGUGGGCACAAUGAUGGCAAGGAUAUAUGAGCAUGGGAUGAAAGGCCAGGUGGGUUAGUGUCUGCCUGGUCAACUGGCUGCAGUGGGAAGCCCUUGCAUGAGGAAUUAAAGGAACAUUAUCGGAAUCCACAGUGAUCGAUGCUAGCUUGGAUCAGAUCUGGGCUAGUGAAUGCCAGCUGCCAUCCCUGGGGCUGCUGUCCCUAUUUCAGGGGUGCCCUGUCCCUUUCAGUAGCUGCACAUGGCUGUGUGCCUGAGCAGAGCAGAGCUUGGCUGACCCCUCAGGUCCUCAGUGAGUGGGGGUAGCUGAAUGCCUGGGGUGGAGUUUUUAUUGGUAUAGCUCUUAUUUUUUUAAGCCAGCAAGGAGAAAUACCGAAUCCACCCCAGGCUGUGUCUGAGCCCUUCAGGACACAUUGCACAAGUUGAAUUUUUGCUGUAGCAGCUGAGACCAGUUUCCAGAAGUGCAGCAUCCAGUGGGGCCAGCAAGGGGAGCCAGCUCAGUCAAGGUCCGGAGGGUGGCCGUGCAGCAAGCAGGAUGGGAAAGCAGUGGACAUGUUGCCCUGCCUGUCUGAAAGCAACAGGAAUUUUUCCAAAAUAGGCCUCUUAAAAUAAAAUUAUUUCCAGGAAAAGGUAGCCUCUUACAGAUUUAAUUGUUAGUACUCGUAUUGCUAUUUUUUUUAAACAGUCUGAUGAUAUAUGAUUUGUACAGAAGAUCUGUUUGUGCCUUAUAAGGGUGUCUGUGCACUUUUUAUCCUUUUUAAAGCAACUUUUAAAAAGAAAAAAAAAAAGGGGGGGGGGGGGAACAACACAGAUCAAUGGUAGUUUUAUAGAAUUUUGUGUUCACUGAGAAUCUUGCUUUUUAUAUAUAUAUAUAUAUGAGUGAAAAAGUGUUAAUUUCCAUGGAUUCCCCCCUCUCCUCCUAACCUAUUUGUUUAAAAAUUAAAAAAAAGAAAAAAGGAAGGAAGAAAGGAAGGAAAAGAAGAGAUGGGGAACUCUUUUACCUUCCCUCUUUCCAAGACAGUUCCUCUCUUACCAUUACCUUUAUGAUUCAAUACUGUGACCUGCAUAUCAUGGUUAAGCUGAAUCAGAUUUUGGACCUCUGUAUUAGGCAUUUCAAGCAAAUUAUUGGGGAGACUGGGGUGGGGAGGGCAUCGCACGAGGGAGGGAACUGCACUUCUACAUGUCAGUGCUCUAUAGCCUUGUGUUUUGUGCUGUGUGUUUUACUUUUGUCCAUUUACCUGUUUUACAUUAAUAUAAUUUUACUUGUUUAUGAAACAAAUAAACUUUUGGCUUGUAAAA
This is a messenger RNA of Apus apus (common swift), 5304 nucleotides long. RefSeq names its product neuralized E3 ubiquitin protein ligase 1B (gene NEURL1B). The record is from RefSeq and is a predicted model, not a curated record. Gene Ontology annotation, molecular function: ubiquitin protein ligase activity. NCBI's taxonomy places the organism in Eukaryota, Metazoa, Chordata, Aves, Apodiformes, Apodidae. Gene Ontology annotation, cellular component: early endosome. Bases 53 to 1723 code for a protein of 556 amino acids. Gene Ontology annotation, biological process: ubiquitin-dependent endocytosis. The transcript has 5 exons.